UAAACUCCAACCUAAGUUUGGAGCAGACGGCGGGGGAGCCAAAAUUUAUCGAUGAGCAACACUCGUCACCAACCUCGACAACGGACGUUCCAGCCUGGAUCCUCAAUCCUAAUUUCGGCAGCGUCCUGUCAAUUUUCUUCAUGUAGUCAUUGUUCAAGUCGAUCAUCUGGCGACUCGCCUACGGAGCACCGCGCGCAACCCUACCGUCCUUAAGACCUCCACCAAUCGCCCGGGCCUCAUUCGUUUCGUCAGAGUCACUACAUCUUCGCGCCCGCAAACGUCGUCUCCCUCUUCGAGCCACCCCCACACUCUCUGUCUCUCUCUGCGCAAGUAGCAGCAGCAGCAAGCGCGGCACCUUUGCGCUCCCCCCGCGCCCGCGAUGCCGACGCCAGUCUCGGCGGCGGGCACGCCCGGCGGCGGCGGCGGCGGCGAUGCCGAGUCGGCGAAGCUGGCCGUGUGGAAGGAGGCGCUAUACGACCGCUGCAGGGAGUCCGGGACAGACCUCUUCUCGCAGGACGACCUGCUCCGGCUCGAUGUCAUUCCCAACCGCGACCUGAUGCUGCUCGCGCGCGUGGUGCAGUCGCUCAGCGAUGACAAGCUCUUCAUCACCAUGCGCGAGGCCUCGGGCCAGGUGCUGUGGAAGUGGCGCGAUGCGCAAGAGGCGCACAAGUACGUCCUGGCUACAUUCUCUCCUUUUUCUCCUCUUUCUCUUCUUUUAGUGGAGGCGGGGGGGGGGCGAAACCAUUCGCUGUUGGUGAUCGUAGGCAACACCACAGUUGAGCUAAUAGGCGGCUUUUGCGUCCCACAGGUACAAGCAAUGCUCGACGGACGAACAGGUCAUGGUGUACUCGCUCAUCGACGACUCGGGCGGCGACGGCAUCUGGUCGCAGACGCUGCAGAAGCGGCUCAACAUGCACGACUCGGUGCUCAAGAAUGCGCUCAAGCAGCUGCAGGCCAAGGGCCUCAUCGCGCCCUUCAAGAACGUCGAGCACCCCAACAAGAAGAUGUUCAUCAAGGCCUCCAUCCGGCCCUCGGACCGCGCUACGGGCGGGCCCUGGUACACGGACCAGAACCUCGACGAGGCCUUCAUCGAGGAGCUGCAGCGCGUCGUCUUUGACUUUGUGAAGCGCCAGAGCGGCUACCUGAGCACUCACCACCACCACGGCUCUUCUGCUUCUUCUGCCUCCGCCGCCGCCGCCGGUGCCGGUGCCCGGACACAGGUCCCGAAAAAGGGCGUCCUGAAAGGCAGUGCCUCCGCCGCCGCCGAACGGGGCAAGAAGCGCAGCGCACAGGAAAUAAGCGGCGGCCCGUCCGGCACCGCGACGGCCGCGACGCCCACGCCCAAGACGCCCCGCGUCUCGUCGAGCAGCAGCCGGCGCGAGCCCGCCCUGCUGCCCCUCCCCGCGGGCUACACGGGCUACCCGACGGUGCGGGACAUUGCCCGCCUCCUCUCCAGCAGCGGCAUCACCAACAACACCAUCCUGUCCGAGGACGACGUCAAGAAGCUCGUCGACGUGCUCGUCUGGGACAACCUCGUCGAGCCCGUCAAGGUCGCCGGCAAGCUAGGCUACCGCGUCGCCCGCGUCGCCAAGCAGUCCACCGAGAGCUGGGCCGGCCGUGAGGACCCCACGGGCCGCGACGGCGGGCCCGAGCCCUACGUCAGCCCCUUCACCGAGGCGCCCUGCGGUCGGUGCCCCGUCUUCGAGCUCUGCGAGGAGGGCGGCCCCGUCAGCGCGAGUAACUGCGAGUAUUUUAAGCGCUGGCUGGGAACGGACUAAAAGGCGGACACGGUUAGGAGAGGGUCUUUCAGGGCUUAAGUCCAAGGACUAUCAUUGACUUGAGGCGAGUAUUGCUGGUGGCGCGCUGUCGGGACAAAACUUGCAUGGUCGGAGUUGGGCGGCAUGGAAUUUACGGAUUUUCAAGGCAUUGGCGUGGAGCUAGACAAGGUACCAGCAUCGCAGUACAUACAGUAUUGCCGUCAUUCGGGGCUUGCCGACAUUGUACUGCUACGAGACACGAUCAAAAUAAUUUGGAACAACAAGUGGCUUCAGAAGUCAACUUUUAUUGCGG
Messenger RNA from Purpureocillium takamizusanense, 2070 nucleotides. RefSeq names its product 34-kDa subunit of RNA polymerase III (C), variant 2 (gene RPC34). Bases 840 to 1778 code for a protein of 312 amino acids. NCBI's taxonomy places the organism in Eukaryota, Fungi, Ascomycota, Sordariomycetes, Hypocreales, Ophiocordycipitaceae. The record is from RefSeq and is a predicted model, not a curated record. Gene Ontology annotation, cellular component: RNA polymerase III complex. The transcript has a single exon. Gene Ontology annotation, biological process: transcription by RNA polymerase III.